Epinephelus moara (kelp grouper) is the source of this 5494-nucleotide messenger RNA. RefSeq names its product transmembrane and ubiquitin-like domain containing 2 (gene tmub2). The coding region runs from base 166 to 1209 and encodes 347 amino acids. Gene Ontology annotation, molecular function: protein binding. The transcript has 3 exons. The record is from RefSeq and is a predicted model, not a curated record. Lineage: Eukaryota; Metazoa; Chordata; Actinopteri; Perciformes; Serranidae.
CUCCAAAACAAGCGCUCCCCGCUGCCCGGCGAUGACGUCACGCCGCCUCUCGUCGCUUGUGUGUUUAUUAUGUGGUUUUUAAGGAGCAGCUGCUAACUAACUAGCAUUGAGCCUCGCCUUCAAACAUGCUCUGAUUUACACAGCUGGCAGGUUUGGAGGACAGAGAUGGCAGUGUGUGCACUGACCAUGCUGGAUGGGAUGGAGGAGGAGGUCACGGCAGCAGGCGGUGUGUUGCUCCUGGUCCUGGCCCUCGUCUUUGCUUGGCUCUCAACUCACGUGGCCGACCGGGGAGACCACAUCCUGGGCACCAUCCUCACCGUGGGCGCUCACGCCUCUCUGAUAGGACUGGGAGGCCACGACAGCUACAGCGGAGGGUCUCCCAGCGCCGACACUCCCGAACAGCAGACACCUCCGCCCUCUCAGGAGAACAAGCCGGAUGACGGCGAGCCGGGGACUGAGAGAGGAGAGGGGGAGGGGACUGAGGGAGCUGAGGGGGUUAGGACGGAUCUCCUGCUGGACAUACAGAGCAAACAACCACAGGCUGGAAGAUUGCAUACAUCAGAUGAGGAGGAGGAUGAGGAGGAGGAGGAUGAUGAUGAUGAUGAUGAUGAUGAUGAGGAGGAGGAACUGGAGGAGGAAGACAAAAAGAUUAUAAAGCAUAUUCCAGUGUUGUCCAGCACCAUCUCCCCCACUACCACCAUCCCCACCACUACCACUACUACUGCCACUUCCAUCUCUGUCCGUCUCAAGUAUUUAAAUGACACGGAGGAGGUAGCUGUGGUGGAGCCACAGGAUACAGUGGGAGUACUGAAAAGUAAAUACUUCUCAGGUCGGGAACAUCAAAUAAAACUCAUCUACCAAGGCCAGUUGCUGCAGGACCCCAAGAAGACUCUGUUUUCCCUAAACAUCACACACAACAGCGUGAUCCACUGCCACAUCUCCCAGGCCCUGCACGAGGCUACUCCAGAGGAAGGGGCUCAGCCUGGGGCCGGAGCAGGAGUCGGGCCUGGGGUCUCUGGAGGAUUCAGGGCUGCGGGUGUGGCCAUCAGCACCAGCAGCCUGGUGGUGCCUGUGUUCGUGGUGAUACUGGCUGUGGUGUGGUACUUCCGCAUCAACUACAGGCAGUUCUUCACCGCCCCUGCGACCAUCUCCCUAGUGGGAGUCACUGUGUUCUUCAGCUUUCUGAUAUUUGGGAUGCACAGCCGCUAAAAAGGCAGAGAGAGGGCACACACUUACAGCUGAAUGUUGUGAGGUAAAAUAAAAAUAACUACAGCAGUGGGUGGCGCCUGGAAAGACGGACUUAUCAAAACAGGGCUUUGUGCAGAUUCCAUAGCUGAUUGGAUCCCUGCAGAGCGUGUGUGUGUGUGUGUGUGUGUGUGUGUGUGUGUGUGUGUGUGUGUGUGUGUGUGUGGGUGAGCCUGUUUGUGCAUGUACCAAGAUAAAAACAGAUGAGUGAUUGUACAGUAUAUGUGGAGUAAAUAAUAAUCUGCAGUGAGUCAAGUUCAGGUGAAACUGAACCGUACUUUAGCUCCUCUCCAAACAUGACUUAGUGGUCCACACCAUGUUUAAACACUCUGGCUUUAUCUCGUCCACUCUUGUAUUGUCGCUAAAGAUUCAUGAUGCUUUUUUUUUUUGUUUGUCUUUGUUUUUUAGGCCGCUGUUUGUGUUUUAAAAACGUAAAAAUAACUGAUAGAUGCAAGAAUCUUUUGGAACCACUCACUGUUGUGCUGUGUGUGCCAGUUUAUCUACCAUUACGUUGUGUUAUUUGAAUGAGUCGAUCUCUAUGUAAGCAAAUACAGACUGUGCAGUUGCCUCUGUGCUAGGCUGACAAUUCCCGACAUUUUGUUGCUCAGAAACUGCUUUUUAGAAAUAGGCUAAUUUAAAUAAUCACUAGACAUGAAAAUAGACACUUUUUGAGAAGAUAUUGUAAAUAUAUUGUGUAUUUUCUGUAAAUAAAAUGAUAGAAUGAAUCAGAUGAACCUGCAUCUGGCACUUAAAGAUUUGGAGGGGGACAUUGAACCCUCCUGAUUAUGCUGGACUGCUCUGGCUUCAGUGAUGUCUCAAAUUAAAGCAUUUCAAACCAAACUUGUUUCAACAUCUGUUUGCAGUCUACAGAAGUCAGCCUCUGGAUACCCGUUGUGUUUCUUUAUUUAUAUACAAACAUCAGUACGCAUGGCAGAGAAGAAAAAGAAUCACAUUAUGAUCGUACAGGACAGUCAUUCACACACGCACCACUUUGUGCUUGUGCAUGAAAGAAAUAUUCACAACACCACAUUCUUUGUUAUUGCACUCGUACUGCACACAGAUACACAAAGAGCCACGAGAGAACAUCAGCUGUUCGCUUUAUCUAGGAAAAGUGGCUGAAGAAUCUAAAUCACACAGUUCAUUUAUCUUUAGUGCACAUCACAAGACUUUACUUGAAAAUAUUUAAAAGGGCACGGUCAAAGUUACUGCAGACUGUGAAGGUGUUAACUGGACAGGAAAUGAAAUCAGGCUUUUACAGAUGUCACGCUCAUGACAUUUGAGACAAAUAACUGAAUGCACUUGACUGUAGGGACUGUACAAAAAUUAUUUGGGUGUGGAGGGGGGUGGGUCCUUCCUGUGGUAGGUCAUUACUGAUGUUAUCUUUGAAUCCUGCUCUUGACAGAAAAUAAAAGGGAAGACUCUUCCCCCAAUACCUGGGGAAUAAAACAUUAAAAAGACAAAUGUUUUCAGCUACUAAAUGAGUGAAUCGGGCUCAGGCAGCACUAGGGCUGCAACGGUACAGCAGUUUUAAGAUAUACUGUGUUAUGAAAAUUGAUGGUUAUCACAUUGUGCCAUUUGUUUAUCAAUGGUUUAGGAAAAAAGAGGCAACCAGCCAGAGAAUCUAACCUGCACAUUCACAUUUCCUUUUCUCUUUGACUUCCUGCCAGACUUUACACAUAUUGCCAUUUAAAAAAUAGUUUAACAUUUCAAUCAUAUUAAAUCACUAAUCACACUAUAGAAAUCUCAUACCAUUGCAACCCUAGGUGACACAAUUAUCUAUUCUGUUCCCCGAAACCGACUUAUUUGUCAGCAGCUAGUUCAUUUUGCUACCGAAAAUAAAGACUUGAUAGAAGAAUGAAAUAAUAAGUCAGAAGAAUUCCAUACUCUCAACUUUCAGACCACCCACCCUUCAAAAAGAAAGACAGAAACAGACGAACAUAAGGGUUGGAUUAUCCACAGAAAAAUACCCCCCUAAACUAGUUCAUACAUUGUAUUGUCAGACUAUGUCGGGAGGCAAACGCUUUUAUAGUUGCCUUGAAAGGCCAAGUUUGAAGGUGGAUUAAAGGCCGUCCGUCACAGUGAGACGCUACAGCUCCUAAACUGGGAGAUAACAGUGGAUUCAUGGUCGCACUGACUUUCACAUUAAAAGUGACAGAAAUGGUUGAAAGAAGAGUGAUAAGAAGAGAGUGAUAAGACCAAACUCGGGCUCCUUUCUCAACUUCGCACAACUGACCAAUCACGACAUGAUGUGAGGGUGAUUGUCAGAUCAUCAGUUUCAGAAAGUUGUUGUAAUUCUGAUGUAGGGAAGGUGUGGAGGGAGGGGGGUUCAGAAGAUACUCAACCAUUCAAUUAGCACUUCUGAUGGAGUACACCUGCACCAUAAUCCUCUCCCUUUUUUCUGAAGUCCUCUACCCCCAAAUCAUUUUCAUACAGUCCCUAAGUUUUACAGCAGCCAAGUCCUGAUUUCAACAAACAAAAUACAUCAUCCUCAUACUCCACAAUGCACCUCUGACUGUACAUUAAUAUCUGAACUGUAAAGUCUUUAAGCUUAAAAAGAAGAGAAACAAAAUGCCCCUCUAAGACAUCAACUGUGAAAAGUUGCAAGUACAAGAUGAGUGAAACAGUUCAUCUGACUUGUAUGCAUUCAUCUUAUAACUUUUACAUUGUUGGUUAAAGGCUUACAGACUUAGAACUCAUGAUCGUGACUAACAAGCAGAACCGCAGCACUGGUCUACUUAAUGUGUGUGAUCUAUAAGCAGAAACUAACAAGAGUUUUGUACCAAGGAAAGAAAGUUAGGCUGGAUACAUGAUUAUUUUUCCAUCUCAAACAUCAUACAUACACAUCCUGUACAUGUGCCCCCAAAGCCUACUGGCUCGUCAAAUAUCAAAAUCUGCAUUUACACACAAAUAGUAUACACUUUAUAGGCAGUGACAAAUAAAAACUUUAAUAUAUUGUUGAUGUAAACAAAAAGAAGUUAAAUAUUUCAAAAUGGCACACAUACUUUCACAAUCACAUUCUAUGAUGCAUAGUUUUAUGAAAAUAGAAAUAGAUCACACACAUUCCCUCUAACCCCACACACACACACUACGCGAAAAAGUGACGUUCACACUGAAGCAAGUCAGCAUACAAAGGCGCACACACACACACACACACACAACUGUGCAAUACAAUGCUAGAAUUAAAAAGCCACCGAUGAGUACUCCAGUAAACGCGUGUCAAGUGCUGAACUGAAAGCAUGUCUCCUCAAAAUAGAGUUAAAUGAACACAGAGCCAAAAGAGAGACAGGUCGCAGGACCACCAACAAUGACAGAGUACCUGAGGGUUUCAGAGAGACAAUUUCAAGAGUUCUCAGCCGACUACAAGCAACAAAAAGCUCAUAAAUAAGCAGUAUGCAUUUUCAGAAAAGGAUAAACAAAUAAAGACUCGUAAUGAGCCUUUUUAGAGCAGACAUUUUGUCCUGUGAUGGCAGGAAAAGCACAUGUGCAAUUAAUUCCUUAAUGAUAGCUGUGCUGCAUUGAAGUGCAUCAGUAAACCCUGCCACUGAGCAGGGCCCUGAAAUUAGGACAGCUAAAUGGAGUGCAGCACCUUUAAUAAUAUUAAUUACACCCACAAGUUCCCUGCUAUGUCAUGUCAUAACGGCCGCUGUGAAAAUGGACAUUUGUGGUGUCUUUUUAAAGAUAAACUGCACAGGAUUUCCUAAAAGAAUGUAGAGACUCAUACAAAAGUAAUCACUCUCAAUCAUUGUUUGUGACCCACUUAAAGUGUAUGGUGGAAUUUAUACGUCUGCACUGAAUUGACGCUGUAUCCACAGCGUAGGCUUUGCAACUUAGAGCUUCGUCGCUAGGCUAAUUUAUAUAAUGUUAAAUGCCAUAGGCUUGUGCUAAUAACGUUAGCAUCUUAUAUUUGUUUGGAAAAUGUGUUAAGUAUAAGACAGUUGUUUUGUGAGCUGUAAUGGAGCUGAAUUUUGUAACAUUACCUUUGUUGAAUGUUGCUGUUGUCUCGGCUUCAUAUGAGUAGAGGAAAAGUCUGCUAGCAGCUAGGCUAAUUUAUACAAUGUAAAAUUCCACAGGCUUGUGCUAAAAACAUUAGCAUGUUGUAUUUGGGGGGAAAAUGUGUCCAGAUAAAGACAAGUGUUUGUCUGUGAGUGCUGCGAGUUAUAGUGAAGCUGAUUUGCGUACUUGUGUUUGAAAUUGUCUCUAUUAAGCCAUGUUUCAUGUGUGUUUCGAAUCAACUAAACUUUACAGCACU